Molecule: messenger RNA, 633 nt
Organism: Lasiosphaeria miniovina
Lineage: Eukaryota; Fungi; Ascomycota; Sordariomycetes; Sordariales; Lasiosphaeriaceae
Exons: 2
Coding region: 156-491 (111 amino acids)
Source: RefSeq, a predicted model, not a curated record
CUCUGAUAUGGGAAUUUCAUGCUGAGUAUUCCUGGGCCAACCAAUCCCGGCAUAGUUUCGAUCCGAAUCGCGAGUGCAAACUCUAUCUCGGGCCAAUUUGAUUUUUCAUCCAUAGGACGUCAGUCUCCGACGAGACCACAUUGCGGGUGGUAGUUAUGGGGAGAUGCAUAACGAAGGAUCUCCACCCUUUUGGUCUCCCAUCAGGAACAUUGGUCACGAUGGCGGAGCCGAGCGUGGACGUUUCAGGAGGAGCUGCUAUCCAUACGGCUGCUGUGUUACACCACACCACAGGGCGCAUGGUCUGGAACUGCCGAGCUGCGUUCGUUCUCAAGGGGAAGGGAUCUAUAAAGGAGGUGGGGACUUUAGACCUCAAGGCUUCCCACUACUCCUAUUCAAAUACAUGGCAAAAAGAGGCAGUUGAGUUGAUGGAAGAUGCGUACAAGGAGGUUAUGGCAGAGAAAUGGCCGAUCGGGGAUGUUGUAAUCUUCUAGCGGCUUAAACGAGAAACUAAGGGAGGGGAGAAACUCGCUGGCAACAAGCCAAGCAGUAGCCGGGACGCAACAAUUUUUUCUAGCCAAUUCUCAAAGCGGGAUGGGGGCUGGCUCGUGUUUGAAGAUGCCUAGGUACCAGCUG